Amblyraja radiata (thorny skate) is the source of this 3867-nucleotide messenger RNA. RefSeq names its product ATP-sensitive inward rectifier potassium channel 8-like. The transcript is spliced from 2 exons. The coding region runs from base 725 to 1966 and encodes 413 amino acids. Gene Ontology annotation, cellular component: plasma membrane. Gene Ontology annotation, molecular function: ATP-activated inward rectifier potassium channel activity. Lineage: Eukaryota; Metazoa; Chordata; Chondrichthyes; Rajiformes; Rajidae. Gene Ontology annotation, biological process: potassium ion import across plasma membrane; regulation of monoatomic ion transmembrane transport. The record is from RefSeq and is a predicted model, not a curated record.
CAAUGUAAAUAAACUAAAUGAAAGCGGCUGCACUUUGAUGAUGAUAUGAAGGGGUUAAUAGCGUGACAUUUUCUGCACUCGCCCCUGGGAAUGCGAAGCAAAGAUCCUCCUAUUUUACGUCAGGAGGUUGGAUGGAGUCAGGGCUCGGGACGUGGGAUGAAAAGCGAGUGAACCAUUUGCUCCGGGGUUAGCUACGCUGAGAGAAUUGAUCGUCGAGGAGCCACCGAGCUCGGCGGCAACGCAGGCAAAAGCAUCCCCUGUCUCUGCGGCGUCCAUGUGCGCUCCCUCCAGCCAUGGGACAACUUCAAGGCAUCGAGCUCAAGUCCGCCGCUUCGAUCAACUCAUCUCUCGGAUAGCGACGCCCGGGACCAUUCAGGCACGGUGCAGGUAGCGAGGCACGGCGCCGGGCGGCGGGGGGGAGGAGGGAGGGCGGAUAACGCCUGGAAGACAAGGGGUAAGAUCUCAACCUCCCUUAGAUACCACCAGAAGGGGCAAGAGGUCAUUGGGAGGCAAACCGCGGGUCGGGGCCAUACUGUUGGAACAUAAGUAGGAGGCAAUUUGGACCCAACUUCAACUCUCCCACUCUUCCCAUCCCCUGAACGAGGAUUUUGGAGAGUCCUUGGACGGAGAUACUAACCAUCUCUGGCAUCUCCAGCUGAAGUCAUAAGGAGACCUCUUGCCGCCCGCUCUGCCCCUUGAGAACCCCCAGGACUAUGCUGCCAGAAUGCUGGCGAGGAAAAGCAUCAUCCCCGAGGAGUAUCUCCUGACCCGGAUCGCCGCCGAGAACGUCCGACAACCGCGCUACAUCGUCCGGCCUCGCCAACCCCGCUUCAUCGACAAGAACGGGGCUUGCAACGCCGCCCACAAGAACAUCCAGGAGCAAGGGCGCUUCCUGCAGGAUGUCUUCACCACGCUGGUCGACCUGAAGUGGAGAUACACCCUCUUCGUCUUCACCAUGUCCUUCAUCUGCAGUUGGCUGCUCUUCGCCAUGAUGUGGUGGCUGAUGGCCUUCGCUCACGGCGACCUGGACCACGCCUGGAGCUCGUCCUUCAAGCCGUGCGUGACCAAGGUGAGGUCCUUCACCUCGGCCUUCCUCUUCUCCAUCGAGGUGCAAGUCACCAUCGGCUUCGGCAGCAGGAUGGUGACGGAGGAAUGUGCCACGGCCAUCACCUUGCUCAUCACGCAGAACAUCUCGGGGCUGAUCAUCAACGCCGUCAUGCUGGGCUGCAUCUUCAUGAAGACGGCCCAGGCCCACCGGCGAGCCGAGACCCUGAUCUUCAGCCGCCACGCCGUGGUGGGCCUGAGGAACGGCAAACUCUGCUUCAUGUUCCGGGUGGGCGACCUGAGGAAGAGCAUGAUCAUCAGCGCCUCGGUGAGGAUGCAGGUGGUGAAGAAGACCACCACGGCCGAGGGCGAGGUCAUCCCCAUCCACCAGAUGGACAUCCUGGUGGACAACCCCAUCGACACCAACAGCAUCUUCCUGUUGGCGCCGCUCACCAUCUGCCAUGUCAUCGACAAGCGGAGCCUGCUCUACGAGAUCUCGGCCAGCGACUUGCAGAAGCAGAACCUGGAGGUCAUCGUGAUACUGGAAGGGGUGGUGGAGGCCACGGGCAUCACCACCCAGGCCAGGACCUCCUACAUCGCCGAGGAGAUCCUGUGGGGCUACCGCUUCGUGCCCAUCGUGACCGAGGAGGACGGCAUCUACUCGGUGGACUAUUCCAAGUUCGGCAAAAGGAUCAAAGUGGCCACUCCGCGUUGCACGGCCCGGGAGCUGGACGAGAAGCCGUCCAUCCUGAUCCAGGCCCUCCAGAGGAGCGAGCUGUCCCACCAGAACUCCCUGAGGAAGCGGAGCUCCAUGAGGAGGAACAACUCCAUGAGGAGGAACAACUCCUCAUUGGUGGUCCCGAAGGUCCAAUUCCUUACGCCCGCGAGCAACCUGCAAACUACUGACUCCGAGUUGAAUUGAUCCAACAUCAUCCUUGCAAGGACUGGCUGUUGAGAUGAGUUAUCCAUUUGUGGACCAAUAUAACCGUUUACACUAUUUGCCACUCCCGUUCAUAUGGAUUAAGUCCAAGCAUAAUUUGACCAAAGAACCCUUUGACAACGAAUCCGGAUCCGUCUAAUUGUCUUUGCCCUUCAAUAUUGAACGUGAGGUUGUUACAUCGAUGUAUCGGUAGCACAUUUUGUACUUAGCAACCGAUUUUGUUUACACUUUCUUCGCAUGGUUUAUUGAUACAGCAGCACUAUAGCGCGGGCAGGGACUUUAAUAGCCUUUGAUAGUUGAGAUGUGGUUGUUUUAAAAUUUCCAAUGAUCCUUCAGGUAAAGUUCCUCACAUAAUUAAUUAGUAGAAAUUGAUAGAAGCUUUCGCAUUGAAAAGAAAAAAAAAACAAUAAUCCUUAACUCUUGCCAUUACAAGUGUUUUUCUGAAGUAUGUGCUAGAGUAAUUGAAUAGAGCAUGGAAACAGGCCUUUGGCCCAACAUGUCCAUGUUGACCAAGUUACCUAACUAAACUUGUUCCAUUUUGUUGUCCAUAUUCCUAUAAAUCUUCCCAGUCCAAAUGUCUUUUAAAUAUUGUCGUUAUACCCGCCUCUGUCACAUCCACCACUCGGGUCCCUUCUCACCUUGAACCUAAGCCCAAAAUCCUGACACAGAAUGUUGUCUGUCCAUUCCUUCCACAAAUUAUGCCAGACCUGUUGAGUUACUCCAGCACUUUGUGUUUUGUUUAAACCUAUUCCCUCAAAUGUUCUACUCCCCGACUCUGGAGCAAGGUGUAGUAGCUAUUCAGUUUGUCAAUGCCCCUCGUGAUUGUAGACAUCUCAUUAGAAUAACCUACAACCUCCUAUGCUCCAGGCAGGGUAAAAUGACCCAGCAUAUCGAAAUUCAGUCCUGAGUUGGCUGUGUCACUUUCCCCUGGAUUACAGGUGCUUGGCCAGGUGUCCACCACUUUUUGUAAUCUCCUCUGUCCCUGUAAAAUGACCUCCUUCCUAUAGCAGGGCAACAAGAACUGCACAUAGCACUCCAAACGUGGCCUUACCAACACGAAGUCCCAAUUCCUAGUUUAGUUCAGUCUAGUCUAGUUUAGUGUAGUUUAUUGUCAUAUGUACACUACAGUGAAAAGCUUUUGUUGCAUACUAACUAGUCAGCAGAAAGACUAUACAUGAUUACAAUCAAGUCAUCCACAGUGUGCAGAUACAUGGUGAAGGGAAUAAUGUUUAGUGCAAGAUAAAGAUCAAAAAUGUCAGAUUAAAGAUAAUCUGAGGAUAUCCCGUGAGGUAGGUGGGAGGUCAGGAUCGCUCUCUAGUUGGUGAGAGGACAGUUCAGUUGCCUGAUAACAGCCGGGAAGAAACUGUCCCUGAAUCUGGAGGUAUGCGUUUCAUACUUCUGUACAAUCGAACCAUCCACGGAGUACAGGUACAUGAUGAAGGGGGUAAUGUGAAUAACAAUUAGUGGAAGAUAAAGUCCAGUAAAGUCCAAUUAAAGAUAGUCCGAGGAUCUCCAAUGAGGUAGAUGGUAGCUCAGGACUACUCUUUAGUUGUUGAUAGGAUGGUUCAGUUGCCUGAAAAUAUGGUAUUGCUUGUAUUCAAUAUCAUUACUGAUGAUGGCAAGCACAUCAAACACCUUCAUUAUCAUUCUGUCUACCUGUGUCGUGUUGCCACUUUCUCUCUCUUGUACAAGACACCCCAGAGCACUACCAUUUGGUGUGCAUGUCCUGACCGAGUUUGUCUUCCAAAAUGCAAACACCUCGUAUUUAUCUGAAUUAAAACUCCAUCUGCAAUUCCUCAGCCCAUUGGCACAGUUAGAGAGAGAGGGAGGGAAAGAGGGAGUCAGAGUUAUACAGCGUGGAAAUAGACCCUUCGGCCCAACUU